AUGCCACACUCGGAGAAUUACGAAUCCGAGCUCGGACGCCUACAUGAGUCGAUACAGACCCAUCCAGACGAUCCCUCCCUCCGCUUCGAACUCGGAGCGUUGCUUUGGGAAGAAGAUGACAAGGAGAAAUCCGCCGAGCAAUUCGUGGUUGCGGCGAAGCUAAACCCUGAGAUUGAGAAGGGAGGGGCGUUUAGAUACUUAGGGCUUUAUUACGCAGCUCUACAAUCGCAGUCCCAUGCCCAGAGAGCUCUAAAGUGCUUGCAGAAAGCCGUGUCGAUCAAUCCGGAUGACUCUGUUGCCGGGGAAGCUUUGUGUGAUUUUCUGGACCAGCAGGGGAAAGAGACAUUGGAGGUGGCAGUGUGCAGUGAGGCAUCACAGAACUCACCCCGGGCUUUUUGGGCUUUUCAGAGGCUGGGGUACUUGCAGCUCCAUCAGAAUAAAUGCUCGGAAGCUGUGCACAGUCUUCAGCAUGCCAUUCGUGGAUAUCCUACCUUUCCGAUUUUGUGGGAGGCUCUUGGCCUUGCCUACCGGCGACUUGGUAGGUUCACUGCUGCUCUCAAGUCCUAUGGAAGAGCUAUCGAAUUGGAGGGUACAAGAAUCUUUGCUUUGAUUGAAAGCGGGAACAUCUAUUUGAUGCUUGGUUCCUUUAAAAAAGGAGUUGAGGCAUUUCAGCAAGCUUUGGAAUUCUCUCCCAAAAGUGUUUCCGCACACUAUGGGCUUUCUUCGGGGCUGCUUGGUUUGGCUAAGGAAUGUAUUAAUCUGGGAGCCUUUAGAUGGGGAGCUACAGUCUUAGAGGAGGCAUCUAAAGUUGCCUGGAAGAGUACUCAUUUAGCUGGAAACAUGUCAUCUAUUUGGAAGCUGCAUGGUGAUAUAGUGCUUACUUAUGCAAAAUGUUAUCCCUGGAUGGAGGAGGACCAUGGUUUGGAAUUUGAUGUUGAAGCUUUCAAUAAUUCUAUCCUCUCCUGGAAGCACACCUGCUACGUGGCUGCAAAAACUGCCCGGUGCUCUUAUCAGCGAGCUUUGCACUUAGCCCCAUGGCAAGCUAAUGCAUACUCCGACAUUGCAGUAACUUCAAAUUACAUAAACUCUUUAGAUAACAGUUCUGGACAUGACUCAAGUUCUUGGCAGCCAUCAGAGAAGAUGGCUUUAGGGGCGUUGUUACUUGAGGGUGACAAUUCUGAGUUUUGGGUGGGAUUAGGAUGUUUGUGUAAUGACAAUGCACUGAAGCAACAUGCUUUAAUCAGGGGACUGCAAUUGAAUGUGUCACUAGCUGUUGCGUGGGCAAUCUUAGGAAAGUUAUACAGAAAACAAGGUGAGAAGCAAUUUGCGAGACAAGCAUUUGACUGUGCCAGAAGUAUAGAUCCUUCUCUUGCUUUGCCAUGGGCUGGAAUGUCGGCUGAUUCUCAUUCUAGGGAGUCCUCAGCAGAUGAAGCUUAUGAGAGCUGCUUGCGAGCUGUGCAAAUAUUGCCUCUUGCUGAAUUCCAAAUUGGUCUUGCGAAGCUUGCUCUUGCUUCCGGGCAUCUUUCAUCUUCACAGGUGUUUGGAGCCAUCAAGCAGGCCAUCCAACGUGCACCUGACUAUCCUGAAUGCCAUAAUUUAAAUGGGCUAGUCUCUGAGGCACAGUCCAAUUAUCAGUCUGCUGCUGUCUCUUAUAGGCUAGCACGCUGUGCAAUCAUCAAUUCAUCAGGCAGUGAUACAAAAUCUCACAUGAAAGAUAUAACAGUCAAUUUGGCCCGGGCACUUUGUAAGGCAGGGAAUGCUCUUGAUGCUUUGCGGGAAUGCGAACUUUUGAAGAAACAAGGGUUACUUGAUGCGGAAACCUCCCAAAUAUAUGCUUUCUCCUUAUGGCAACUUGGUCAGACUGAUCAAGCUUUUAGUGUGGCAAGAAAUCUUGCUGAGAGCAUCUCUACAAUUGAGCAAAUGCCAAAGCAACGGUUUCAGAGCACUAAGUUCAGUUUGAUGGUAUCUGCUAUUCAUGCUCUGGAUCAAAGAAAUCGACUUAAGCCCGUUGGUUUAAGCAUCCGUAACAAUCUGAAAACGCCUGAAGAGAUAACGGAAAUGUUCUUUUUAUUAGCUCUUGGUACACUAGUGAAGCAUGGAACAGAAUACCAUCUUGGAUAUCAAAAAGGAAUUGAUCACGUUAGGAAGUCUCUUCACAUGUACCCUAACAGUAGUUUGUUAAGGAAUCUUCUUGGUUAUCUAUUGCUGUCAAGUGAAGAAUGGAAUAAUACCCACAUGGCAACUAGGUGUUGCAGCAUAGGCACUGAUCCAAUUAAUGGCGGUUUUAAAAUGUCAUAUGAAAUACUUGGUGCUGGAGCAGUCGCUUGCUAUGCUGUAGGCAAUAGCAAUCCUAAGUUCUCUUACCCAACAUGCUCAUACCAGUGCCUGAAUCAACCUCAAACCAUACAAAACCUGCAGAAAUGUUUACGCCAAGAACCAUGGAACCAGAAUGUAAGGUAUUUGCUUGUUCUCAAUCUGGUGCAGAAGGCACGUGAAGAGAGAUUUCCUCGUCAUCUUUGUAUUAUACUCAGGCGGCUGAUAAUUGUAGCCCUUUCUGAUGAACUUUAUCAAAAGCCAGGCAUUGCUUUUAGAUAUAUGAAAUUCCAGCUUCUACUCUGCGCAUCAGAGAUCUGUUUGCAAGAUGGUUAUCUGAUUGACUGCAUCAGCCAUGCCAAAGAUGCUUCUAUGAUUACGCUUCCUGAUGCCUAUCUUUUCUUUGCACACUUGCUUUUAUGUCGUGCCUAUGCCUCAACAGGUGAUGUAGUAAACCUUAAUACAGAGUAUAUAAGAUGCUUGGAGCUCAGGACAGAAUAUAAUAUUGGUUGGUUAUGUCUGAAGUUCAUUGAAUCUCGUUAUGAAUUGAAAACUGGUUUGGAUACUUUGGAGUUGAGCUUCAAAGAGUGCUCAAAUGAGUGGAAGAAUUCAUCAAAUAUGUGGAUGGCUCUAUUCAAUCUGGUUCAAGGUCUGAUGUCUAUAUCAAGCCAUGAUAUCUCAUCCGCAGAAGGGUUUCUUUCACAAGCUUGUUCUUUAGCUGGUCCUGAGAGCACUCUCCUGCUUUGUCAGGGUGCCACCUGUAUGGAGCUUUCACGCCUGGGUUAUGAUUCUCAAUUCUUAUCACUUGCUGUAAGGAGUCUCACUAAAGCUCAAGAAGCUUCUCUCAUUCCCUUACCGAUUGUCUCAGCAUUGCUAGCUCAAGCAGAAGGAAGCCUUGGCUCAAAAGAGAAGUGGGAGAAGAACCUUCGUCUUGAGUGGCCAACUUGGCCGCCAGAAAUGAGGCCUGCGGAACUGUUCUUCCAGAUGCACUUACUUGCAAAACAGUCGAAAGCUAGUACAGACACUUCCAGUAUUGAGUUCUGUCAGAGUCCACAGGGAUGGGUUCUUCGAGCAAUCCAUACAAACCCUUCUUGUAUGAGAUAUUGGAAAGCUUUGCAGAAGCUUGUGGAAUGAGUUGCUAAUUGAGAAGAAGGGAUGUUUUUCACGUCAUGCAGUAUAUAAAGUAUGCUUCCUUCUUCAGUGUAGCUUUGCUUUUAUAUAUCAAAGAUAAUUUAAUUGUCCUUGUUUACCAUGUAGAGACCUGCCUACAUCUUGUUCCCUAGGUUUUCCAACUUUUGUAGAAUAUGCCUUCAGUACUGACCCCUGUUGUAUUAGUC
Messenger RNA from Fragaria vesca subsp. vesca, 3650 nucleotides. RefSeq lists its product as uncharacterized. Gene Ontology annotation, molecular function: protein binding. The record is from RefSeq and is a predicted model, not a curated record. The transcript is spliced from 21 exons. NCBI's taxonomy places the organism in Eukaryota, Viridiplantae, Streptophyta, Magnoliopsida, Rosales, Rosaceae. The coding region runs from base 1 to 3447 and encodes 1148 amino acids. Gene Ontology annotation, cellular component: Ski complex.